AUGUUCUGGGUCAAAAAUGACCAGGAAGAUAAAGUUAUAUGGACAGCAACUAAAUCUAGCUCUUUUACGAUCAAAUCGGCUUAUAAUUUGGAAGAAGAAGGUGAAGAGAGUGAUGUUAGCUGGUGGAAACAUCUCUGGAAAAGCAAAAUUCAUGAGAGAACCAAGUUUUUUCUUUGGCAACUGGCCAAUGCACUGCUUUCAAACCUUGCUGAUAGAGGAGUGACUUUAGACAAUUUGGAUUGUGCUUAUGGUUGUAAUUGUGUUGAAAAUGAAGUUCAUGUUUUCCUUCAAUGUGAGGUGGUGAGGAGAUUGUCGUUUGCCAGCCCGUGGGGAAUUAGAUGGGAGGAAUCGGGCAUCAAUGACAUAAUGUCUAUGCUAAAGUGCUCAAUCAAUCCAAUGGGUACCCUUCCAGUUCAUUCUGUAGAUAAGGAAUAUUUCAUUAUUUUCAGUGCUAUCACCCUGGAGCAUCUUUGGUGGUUAAGAAAUAAUGUAGUGCAUAAAGGAAAAGACAUGAGGAUAGAAUUGUCUCUAGAGGUGGAAUCAAAUGCUCUAUCACCUAUCAAUGCGAUAAAGGAGAAUGACAUAAGCAAUUUGCAUUGGGCUGCCGAGCCUAUUGCAAGCCAAGAGAUAUAUGAGCUUAUAGAUCCAAAUGGGCUUCCGUUAUCUUUUGGUUUUGAUUGA
Ziziphus jujuba (common jujube) is the source of this 681-nucleotide messenger RNA. RefSeq lists its product as uncharacterized. The transcript has 3 exons. The record is from RefSeq and is a predicted model, not a curated record. The coding region runs from base 1 to 681 and encodes 226 amino acids. NCBI's taxonomy places the organism in Eukaryota, Viridiplantae, Streptophyta, Magnoliopsida, Rosales, Rhamnaceae.